Messenger RNA from Dimorphilus gyrociliatus, 3503 nucleotides. The record is from the annotation of a GenBank genome assembly. NCBI's taxonomy places the organism in Eukaryota, Metazoa, Annelida, Polychaeta, Dinophilidae.
GUAGAGUUUGUCAAUAGGGAAAUAUUCCUUGCUAUUAACAUACUUGAUAAAUUGGUUUUCUUCUAGAAGAAAAAAAAUCGAUUCAAGUAUAUUUCCUGUUAUCAAAUUAUUUUAAGCUUUAAAAUGAUAAGGAUUAGCAAAAUAGUUUCAUAUUAGCUAUUUAUUAUCGAUGGAUCGAAGUUUAAGGUUUGAUUUAGAAGAUGUUUCCUCUUGUAGAGACGAAGACGAGGAGAAGAUUGAGGAUGCUUUACAAGUUCAUCAAUUAGAAGAACUUUGCUCUAAAUUCUCCCUGCAUAAUCCUCCCCCGGUGCCAAUUAAGUUCGGUUUUGGAAAAAAUCCCGUAAAAUGGAGAAGACGAGAGCCGGGUUUAGUAAACAAAGAAGAGUUAAGAAAGAUGCUUUCUCAAGUUUUACCAAAGGGUCAUAAGGCUUCCUCCUCAAGACACGCUGAUUCCCUAUUUGCUAAACUUGAUACAUCUUGUGACGGUUUUGUCGAUUGGAAUGAAUUAUGUACUUAUGUCCUAUUACAAUUAAGAGAGAAGGAUCUUAGUGAUAAUGCAGUUGCACCUCCGGUUCAUCACUCUCCAAAGAUUAAGCAUUUAUUACAUAAUAGACAAGAAUCGACAACAAGGAUUCUCGUCGCUGAAGCCCCUCUAAAAUAUAUAACAGUUAGUAAAGAAGGUUCCGUAAGUGUUGUUGAUGGGAAAACACUUAAAUUGGAGAAGAAUACUAUUAUGCAAAAUGAUAUUAGUGACGCUAACGCACCUAAACGUCGUUUUAAACAAUGGGUGACAGAUGCUGCGUAUUUAUCAAAUGUGCGGAAAUUUGUUCUGGCAACAACUGGACGAGAUUUACGCUUCUUCGAUGCUACAUCAACAUCUUACAACGAAGAGUACGCUGUAUACGGACUGAUAGACGUCCCAUGCUGUCUUCAUUAUGAAACAGAGAUUGGAAAACCUUCACUACCUUCUACCCUUAUGUGGGGAGAUGACGCUGGCAAUAUACAUCUCUUUACUUUUCUUAGACCGACUAAUCAACUCUUCGACGUUGUCUCAAGACCAGGAAGAGGCGUUACGAAGCUAUUCUUUAAGGAUUUUAACUUUCACACAUCCAAGUUUGUAAGUCAUCGAACAAUCGAUGCAGUCCAUCCGGAGGCUGUUAGGAGAAUUGCUUACAUAUCGGAUAGCGAGUAUAUUGUUUCAUCUUCCUCAAACCCAAGGUCUGCCGUUGUGGUUAUUGAUCCUCACUUAAAAAAGAAAACCUACACAUUUAAAUUAACUAAGAGUAUUGAAUGUUUUGCUCUUAGUAAAGUAUCGAAUGUUUUAGUUACAGGCGGUAAUGAUAGAAUAGUCCGCCUUUGGAAUCCUUACGUGGUUUCGAAACCUAUAGCUGUCUUGACUGGUCAUGCUCAAGCAGUUUUAGAUGUAAUUGUACACGAUCCUUUGACGUUAAUCUUCUCCUAUUCUAGAGACGCCGUAGUAAAAGUUUGGGAUCUCAGGGAACAUAUUUGCGUUCAAACGAUCAAUAUACAUUUCACAUGUGUUGCGUAUGGUCGCUUACCGGAACAUGGCCCUUUCCCACUUAGAUUGCAUUUGGGACCUCCCCACGAUACUUUAGUCGUUGCCUGCAAUGAUUAUAUGGCACAGAUUCGAUUAGGCAGACCACCAAGUGCCUCCCGCUAUACUAGAUCUUCUCACAGCGCUCCCUUAGCAGGUGCCAGAUUUAAUAAGCAAUUCAACCAAGUUGUGAGUGCUGCAGAAGACUCCAGUUUAGCCGUGUGGGAUGUUUUUACCGGGAGGAAGUUACAAUUUGUUAGAAAUACCCAUGGCAACGAAGAGGUCACUUCGAUAACAACUGACAGUAGCGGGAGAAGAGUGGCAACUGGCGCUAGAAAUGGGACUGUCAAAAUAUGGAGUACCCAAACGGCUCAUCAAAUGCAUUCGCUAAACCGGAUAAGUGAUCAGGAAAUUACUGGCAUAGUUCACUUGCCCACCACAAGGGCUUUUUUAACUGUUGGUUGGAGCCGACGUCUGACCACGUACGAUGACGCUUCGGUAGAUACAGCCCAGGUCAGCGGCCAUGUCUGGGGGUAUCAUAACGACGACAUAUUAGCAGUGAGUCAUUCUCCCCCAUCCCUAGUUGCUACAGGCUCUUUUGAUGGUGAAAUAGUUAUUUGGAGUUUAGAAACUGAAGGGCUUUUUGCACGAGUUAGACGACCACGACCAGCAGGUUUCGGCCCGCCCCGAACACCUUCUUCGAGACCUGCGUCGCGUCGACAUAGGCCACAAAAAUCCCCAUUGACCCCAGCCUACCCAGCUCCAGUUGACGCUUUACUAUUCCUGCAAAAGAGAAUACAAGGUCGCUUUAGAAGGUACGCGGCUACUUUGGUUUCUACCGAUAGUGGAUUAAUAUAUUGGUGGAGAAUACACGGAACGCCAUUACUUAGAGGAAAGCAUAAAUCUGCUUCCUCAGUCAAGGAAGUUUCUCUUUGUUUGGCUACUGACGAUGAAAAUAAAUAUUUAAUAAGUGGCGAUUCUGCGGGUUAUAUCCUCAUUUGGAAUAUAGAGAAUUAUUUAAUAGAUAGUACUGAAAAUAAAUCAAAGAGCCCUGAAUUAUAUAGCUCUUGGUUAGGUCACAAUAGAGCUGUAGUUAGCGUUGACUACGCCGAAAUAGAGGAUGUUGGUAAAUUCGUUGUCACAGCAUCUACUGAUCAUCUGGUAGGCCUUUGGACUUUGGAAGGUCGUGCUAUUGGUACCUUUGGACAGAAGGGCCAUUGGGAUCUAAUGAAGUUAAAAACUUGGUCAAACAUGGAGAAAGAAGAGGAGAAUGUGAGCAUUGCCAAAGAGGAGGAAAGAAGCGAAAUUAAUGAGUUAAUAAAUCCUAAAAAUGAAGAAGAAAGUGUAGAAGAGAUCAAGAUGCACGAUACACAAGAAAUUAAAUCUGCUUCUCCAUUACAUCCAAUAGAGACUAAUAAUAACGAACAAGAUUUACUUUUACCACCAAGAGGGUCUUCUAUGGCAAACUACGCGAGAAGUUCCACGAUUCUAGGAUUAAGAGUUGAGAGACAAUUGUCAAAGGUAACAGACGACAGGGCAACGAGACGAAAGACGGUGGAAUCGUUAAAUACAUCGACCGCUGUUCGAAUAGGUACUGUCUGUUGUCCCUAUCAAGCUUUAAACACUCCUUCCUUGGUCGAAGCCGAUAAUACGUCGUUGGAAUAUAAAUUAAGGGAAAUUAGUUUGGCAACUUUGAAGCCAGCGUCCGGUGGACGUAAAAGGGAAGGAAGUAGGGUUUCCUUGCAUUUACCGGCCAUUAAGGGAAGUAGAGGUCCGGUUUUAGGAAGAAAGUCAAAAACCUCUAUUUCUUUAACAUAAAUAUUGAAAUAUUAAACUGCAUAUGUUUUUUUUUACAUAUUUUUUAAUUUCAUUCCUAAAGUCUUUCGCAAUUUUUUGCAGUAUCUUUUUUUUUUACAAUAAACAAUUGAAUAUAUAAAAUUGAAAAGCU